Molecule: messenger RNA, 1125 nt
Organism: Ostreobium quekettii
Lineage: Eukaryota; Viridiplantae; Chlorophyta; Ulvophyceae; Bryopsidales; Ostreobiaceae
Source: the annotation of a GenBank genome assembly
AUGCGGAGGUUGGGAGGCGGGAUGCGAUCGGAGGCGGCUUUCCGCGCCGUGGCGUUGACUUUCCUGGCGGCGGUGUCGAUCUUGGGAGGCGGGGAGGCGCGGCCGGAGCCGUGGGGCGGAGAUGCAGAGCUGCACGGAGGGCAGCGGCUCAGGCGGCUGUGGCAGGAUGAGGUCGGUGCGGCACCCAGCGGCAGCCCUGCUGAGUGUGGCCGGCACCCCUACAUCGUGUCCCUGCGGGAUAUGAAGAACACGCACAUGUGCAGCGGGGUGUUGGUCGACCCGCGGGCGGUGCUGACGUCCGCGGGGUGUGUUACGGGGCCCGAGGGCGGGCAGCAGUACAUAGCCGUGGUGGGCGCUUGCAGGCUGGAGGACGCCCUCAACGAGACGAACGAUGGAGGGAAGGUGGAGAUUUUCCAAACGAAGCAGGUCAUCACCCACGAGAACUGGACAGGGAGCAUAGAGGACGGCUAUGACAUCGCCCUCAUUGUGCUGGAUGGUGAAUCCAGUCGCUCUGUAAUCGGCCUUGCUGCUGCCAAGACGCAAGUGAGGCAGAACGACAGGGUGGCAAUGGUUGGAUGGGGCCUGGACGGCACGGGGAAGAAAGUGCAGGAACUGCAGCUGGUGGAGGACGUGCAGGUUGUCAUGAACGACUUCUGCGACGAGGAAAACGGCUGGCCGUUCCUUAAGGACACCAUGCUGUGCACCACGCAGAUCGACCUGUGCCGAGGCGACCGCGGCAGCCCCCUGAUAGAGCUGUUCGCGCCGAAGGGCAAUCCCAGCGGCGCCAGUCCCAAUUUCGACGUCCUCGUGGGGAUUGCGUCAUUUGAUGACGAAGAGGCUGGCUGCGGUGAGGACAGGCGGCCGGAUGUGUACACGCGAGUCAGCAACGUUCGGGGUUGGAUAGAAAAAGAGAUUGAGGCGCUGAGGGCCCCACCUCCCGCCAUCGUUGCGUUGGAAACGGGGGAGACGGGCGCCAUGAACGAGACAACGAGCACCCUGAACGUGACGUCAAGUGCACAAAAUGGGACGGCGAACGGCCAAAACGGGACGGAAGCCAUGGAUGAGAACUCGGACUGCGCCCUGUGUGCCAUGAACAACUCGCUGUGCUUCUUCUGCGGCUCCUAA